Molecule: messenger RNA, 489 nt
Organism: Chanos chanos (milkfish)
Lineage: Eukaryota; Metazoa; Chordata; Actinopteri; Gonorynchiformes; Chanidae
Gene: alkal2b
Product: ALK and LTK ligand 2b
Exons: 4
Coding region: 1-489 (162 amino acids)
Biological process (GO): positive regulation of ERK1 and ERK2 cascade; positive regulation of ERK5 cascade
Molecular function (GO): receptor tyrosine kinase binding; receptor signaling protein tyrosine kinase activator activity
Source: RefSeq, a predicted model, not a curated record
AUGAGAGCGCUGCGCACACCUGUUUUGAUGGGACUCUUGCUGCUGGUUCUCACCGCCAGAUACUGCGAGCAGAGCGCCAUACCCAGAGGCGGCAGGGACGGAAGAAAGCUUCUGGACAUCUUAAUGGACAAAGUGAGAGUAACAAGGGAGCAUCACACGGAGGAUAGCGAAGGAAGCCAACAACAUCCUCCUAGAAAAGACUAUUCCGUUGAAACGAAAGAAGUAAAUGAAGUGAAUAAGUCAUAUCAUAGAGACCAAGUUCUUGAAGUUUUCCCUCGAGAUUUGAAGGAUGUCAGAAGUCAGAGUCAAAAGGAUAAGGAUAAGUUUUUAAAUCAUUUAACAGGGCCUCUCUAUUUCAGCCCAAAGUGCAGUAAACAUUUUUAUAGACUCUACCAUAACACCAGGGACUGCACAAUACCUGCAUAUUAUAAAAGAUGUGCCAGGUUACUGAUACGGUUAGCAGGGAGCCAACGAUGCAUGGAGGGAUAG